GCCACCACCAACCAACCACGAAACCUUGAUACGCAGUGCUAGGUGCCAACCUCGACGUUUGAUUCAGUUCAGCCUCAUCGCAUCAUCACUCGUCUUUCUCUGGUAGAACUGUUUCCUUAUACCGAGAUUAUACGACAAGAACCACACGCCACCUACCGGUCUUACAAGUACGGAAACGAACUGAAGAGAGAAAGAGAUAUAGAGAGAAGGGGGCAAAGAAGACAUCAAGAGAUCAAGAGAUAAACGCAGACAAAGAUGUCGAAAGCAGCAGAGGCGGGGUUGAUGAACGCGGAGAUGGUGCUGAGGUUCCGCGAAGGCGAUCUCAAGAAGGCGAUUGAGAAAUUGACAAAGGAGCAAGCCAAGGAGACGAAGGAACUGCUAAAGCUCAUGAAAACCGGCGACGAAGACCUCAUCAACGGCCAAGCCUCCCUCGUCGCCUCCCUCCAAGGCACCAUACGCGACCUAACCCGCUCCAAACAACGCCUCCACAUCUUCGCCGCCAAAAUAAAAUCCGCGCGCCUCAACCAAUCCAUCGGGACCUCCAUGGUUGCCGUAUCGCGCGCCCUCGGCCGGGUAACCAAGAACAUCGAGCUCGAGCGCGUGGAGGCCGUCAUGGCGGACCUGGGGAGGCAGUAUGAGGAUAUCGAUGUUAUGACGCAGGUGCUUGAUAGUGCGACGGCGACGGGGAGCGCGAGCACGGCGAGUCCGGAGGAUGUGGAGAAGGUGAAGAGGCAGGUGGCGGAUGCGGCGGGGGUGGAGAUGGGGAGGGAGUUGGAGGGGGGGAGGGUGCCGACUACGAAGGUUGGACCGACGGCUGAGGAGGAGGAGGCGAGUAGUGAGAGGUUGAAGGCGCUGAGGCAGGGUGCGUAG
Molecule: messenger RNA, 870 nt
Organism: Pseudogymnoascus verrucosus
Lineage: Eukaryota; Fungi; Ascomycota; Leotiomycetes; Thelebolales; Thelebolaceae
Gene: DID2
Product: Inherit from dotNOG: Snf7
Exons: 3
Coding region: 256-870 (204 amino acids)
Biological process (GO): late endosome to vacuole transport; endosome transport via multivesicular body sorting pathway; protein transport
Cellular component (GO): multivesicular body; ESCRT III complex
Source: RefSeq, a predicted model, not a curated record